This is a messenger RNA of Apus apus (common swift), 3725 nucleotides long. RefSeq names its product pleckstrin homology and RhoGEF domain containing G5 (gene PLEKHG5). Gene Ontology annotation, molecular function: guanyl-nucleotide exchange factor activity. The record is from RefSeq and is a predicted model, not a curated record. Gene Ontology annotation, biological process: endothelial cell migration; Rho protein signal transduction. Gene Ontology annotation, cellular component: axon; endocytic vesicle; plasma membrane. NCBI's taxonomy places the organism in Eukaryota, Metazoa, Chordata, Aves, Apodiformes, Apodidae.
UGAGCCGCCGCGGGCCCCUUGGCCUGUGUGAGCCCUGCGCUGGCCGCCUCCAUGGCGCCAUGCACUUUGACGGCUGCAUCCGCUUCGACCUGUCCCCUCAAGGCUCCAUUCUGGCCCGAAACAUGUCGACGCGCUCAUGCCCCCCACGCACCAGCCCUGCCUCUGACAUGGAGGAGGAGGAGGAGGGACCGGUGGACAGCAGAGGGGAGUGCAGGAGCUCAGCACUGAAGCUGCCCAAGAAGAAGGCUUGGCGCAGGCACACAGAUGACCCCAGCAAAGAGUGCUUCACCCUGAAGUUUGACCUCAGUGUUGACAUUGAGGUGGAGAUUGUGCCAGCAGCAAAGAAGAAGUCCCUGGGGGAGGUGCUGCUGCCAGUCUUUGAGAGGAAGGGGAUCGAGCUGGGCAAAGUGGACAUCUUCCUGGACCAGUCACACACGCCACUGUCCCUCCAGUUUGAGGCGUACCGCUUUGGGGGGCACUACCUGAGGGUGAAAGCCAAGCCUGGGGAUGAGCUUAAAGUGGUGCAGACAGCGUGGGACACCAGGUUAGCCAGCUUGCCCAUCCUGCACCCUGCCUGCACCACCACCCUCCUUGAGCCAACGCCAGAGCUGGGACACCAGGAUGGCACAGACAGCCUGGCUCCGGGCCGGCGGAGGAAGAACAUGACAGAGUUCCUGGGGGACACCAGCAUCCCCAGCCCCGAGCUGGCCCCCCACAGCAGCAGCUCCCUGCCCACCAAUGGCACCGACACCUGGAAGAACCGCGCUGCCAGCCGCUUCAGUGGCUUCUUCGGCUCUGGCACCAGCACCAGCUCCUUGGGGCGGGAAUCAGAGAAGCUGGAGCAGCUGGCAAGCAGACUGCACACCUACAGCACCUUCGGGCUGCCCAAGCUGCCGCCCCAGCUCUGCUUUGACCGUGACUCCUGGGAGGAGGAUGGGGACGAGGCCGGGCUGGCACUGGAGGACAGCUGGCAGCAGAUCAUCCAGGGCGCAGAGGGCCUGUCACGCCGGCAGUGCCACCAGCAGGAAGCCAUCUGGGAGCUGCUGCACACUGAGGCCACCUACAUCCGCAAGCUCAAAGUCAUCACUGAUCUCUUCCUCUGCUGCCUGCUGAACCUGCAGGAGUCGGGGCUGCUCUGUGAGGUGGAUGCUGAGAGGCUCUUCAGCAACAUUGGGGAGAUCAUCCGGCUGCACUGCCAGUUGUGGCGCAGUGUCAUGGCCCCAGUGCUGGCCAAGGCACGCCAGACUGGGGCACUGCUCAACCCCAUUGACUUUCUCAAUGGUUUCAAGAUGUUCGGCUCCCUCUUCGAACCCUACAUGCGGUACUGCAUGGAGGAGGAGGGCUGCAUGGAGUACAUGCGUGCACUGCUGCGGGACAGCGAGCUCUUCCGUGCCUACGUGACGUGGGCUGAGAAGCAUGAGCAGUGCAGCCGCCUGAAGCUGAGUGACAUGCUGGUGAAGCCCCACCAGCGCCUCACCAAGUACCCGCUGCUCCUCAAGUCCGUGCUGAAGAAGACUGAUGAUCCGCGUGCCCACGACGCUAUCGCCACCAUGAUUAGCUCUGUGGAGCGCUUCAUCAACCACGUCAACUCGCGGAUGCGCCAGCGGCAGGAGCAGCAGCGCCUGGCUGCCAUCCUCAGCCGCAUCGAUGCCUACGAGGUGGUGGAGGGCAGCUCUGAUGAGGUAGACAAGCUGCUGAAGGAGUUCCUUCGGCUGGACCUGACGGCCCCCAUCCCUGGCACCUCCACGGAGGACACCCGGCAGCUCCUCCUCGAGGGCAAUCUGCGGAUGCGGGAAGGUAAAGACAGCAAGAUGGAUGUCUACUGCUUCCUCUUCACUGACCUCUUCCUCAUCACCAAGCCCCUCAAGAAGGCUGAGCGCACCAAGGUAGUCCGUCAGCCCUUGCUGAUAGACAAGGUUGUCUGCCGAGAGCUCAGGGACCCGGGGUCCUUUCUCCUCAUCUACCUGAACGAGCUGGGGAGCGCUGUGGCUGCGUACACCUUCCAGGCCAGCGGGCAGUCGCUGUGCCGCAGCUGGGUUGACGCUGUGCGCAACGCCCAGGUGAGGGGCUGGGGGGGGCGGGCGGAGGUCCCGCAGGUGCCCCCUGCCUCUCUGAUGCCUCUUCUCCCUCCCCAGAACCUGCUUCAGCACCUGCGGCAGCGCCGGCGCCUGGAGGAGGAGCAUGAGGAGGAGGAGGAGGAUGGCGAGAGCGGCGCCUCAGCUGCGAGCUCACCCACUGUUCAGCGCCAUGGCAGCACUAGCCCAGAUUCACAGCAGUGCCCCUCUGAUGGCUCUACCGAGACCCUUGCUGUGGUGGUGGCAGACAGCAGCGGUGAGCUCUCUUCCCCGGACUGGGACACAGGGCCCUUCGGCUCAGCCUCGGACGGCUCCUCUGUCGGCACCAGCACCUCCGUCGGCACCGGCACGUCUGCCGAGACCGCCACCCAGGAGCCGCCGGCAGGCGCCCUGCCUGUACCUCUGCCCCAUGGUGCCCCCCCACCAGCUGGUGGCUGCCGCUCAUCCUCCAUCGACAGUGCCUAUGGCACGCUCUCCCCCUCCUCCCUGCGGGACUUCGGCCAGCAGCCAGAGGGGAAGGAGCCCCCUCUGGCCCCACGGCCCCCCUCCCCCCGCCUGCGCCGCCGCACGCCCGUGCAGCUCCUGCCCUGCCCGCCCAGGGUGCUCAAGUCCAAGUCGGAGGCCAGUCUGCCCCAGCUCUUGCCCCCUGGCCCCCUGGCCCCCCUCAGCCAGAGCCGCAGCCUCUCCGACCUCUGUGCUGGCCCACCCCAGACUAGCCAAGUUCUCAGCCCCUCAGCCGCCCAUGGCAGCAGUGGCAGCUCCACUGCCGAGCUCUCGGAGCCAGAGGAGCCGCUGGAGAGCCCAACGUCCCUCCCUGGGGAGCUCAGUCGAGACCCACCGCCCGCUGCCCGCCGGACCCUCUCGGACCCGCAGUCAGCACAGCACCGCAAGCUGACCCUGGCACAGCUCUACCGGCUCAGCACCACGCUGCUGCUCAACUCCACGCUGACUGCCUCGGAGGUCUGAGAGCUGCGGGGUGGCAACAACAGACGUGUGGCCAUGCCAGGGAGCUGCUCCUGCUUCUAACCAUAGCAUAACUUCGGGGCCGGGCAGAGCAGGCACUGGGCUGCCACGCUGGUGGAGACACGAUGGGGAUACAGACUGACUGGUCCCCUCGGACAGACGUGCCCCAGGCAGGGCAGCACGGGGCUGCCUGCUUCUCCCUGGAGUGGAGAUGGACAUGGCACGUGGCUUGUGCCAAACCCUUGUCUGCAGAGAUGAGGGUUGUCGGUCAGGGCCCAACCACACCCCGUGGUGUGUUGGGCAGGCAGUCCUGGGGCUGUGGGGUGGCCCUCAUGGGCAAGGAAGGAACAAUGACAACGUUGGCCAUGAUAAGUGGGGAAGGUGAUGAGAGGGAUGCAGUGCCAGUGGCACUGUGCUGUGGGCGGUGUGGUGAGGAGGCUGGGGCUGGUGGCAGGAGGGGAUGGUGCUGGGCUGAAGCAGGUGGUGACCCCAGGGUCUGGCUGGGGCAGGGUUUGCCCCUGUGUGGGCACAUCCCCUGUGUGAUGGGAUGGCCAGUAGCGGAGGGCAGCAGAUGGUGCCAGAGCAUGGAAGCUGUAGGAGAUGUGGUGGUGGCUGGAGCACCAGCUGACAUCCUGUGCCAGGUGGUGCUCUGUGUCCUGGCCAAGCAAUAAACCCAGCUGGUGCCCA